Cylicostephanus goldi is the source of this 564-nucleotide messenger RNA. The record is from the annotation of a GenBank genome assembly. NCBI's taxonomy places the organism in Eukaryota, Metazoa, Nematoda, Chromadorea, Rhabditida, Strongylidae.
AAUGCUUUGCAGAAUGGCUUGUUUCAAGUACCACCCCUCGAGCCAAUCACUCUAUCGCCUUUACCUAACUUUCUUAGAGCUCCCGAUUACUGUAUACCCAAGCUGAAAAGAGAAUUCAAAGAAAAUGACACUUACUUUGACGAUGUUAGAAAACACGUUGAAAGCAACGACAUCGCCGGCGCUUAUGAUGCUGUUUAUGCAAAGGCGACAGAAAUGUGUACUAAUGAACAAGUAGAACGUAUGAAGGCUUUGGAAAAGAAGUACGCGACGAUAAGGCAAGGUGUUGAAGCUGUAGGUUUUAAACUUGAUAUUGGCAGUCAUGAGUACAUUUUGAUUCAAAAACGUCCGCAAUACCUCAAAUUUGAGCUGGCUCCUGAGUACAACAAGCAAAUCAAGGACCAAGUACUGCAGUGGCUGAGGGACGACAAUUUUAUGGCUCUUUCCGGCUUUCUUGUUAGAGAAGGCAUGGCUAAUAUGCACAACGCAACAAGGAGCUCGCAAUUUAUGCAGAUCUCGCUUCCACUAGGUUCCAUGCAAUUCGAACAAGCCCUUAAUCCCAUAUAA